Molecule: messenger RNA, 1022 nt
Organism: Hibiscus syriacus
Lineage: Eukaryota; Viridiplantae; Streptophyta; Magnoliopsida; Malvales; Malvaceae
Product: 14-3-3-like protein
Exons: 4
Coding region: 76-861 (261 amino acids)
Biological process (GO): signal transduction
Cellular component (GO): cytoplasm
Source: RefSeq, a predicted model, not a curated record
ACACACCUCCUCUCCGAUCUCUCAAUCCCUCUGAAGAGUCUCAUUUUCUUUCCAUCCAAACAUCGCCCAAUCCCCAUGGCCGCUAAUUCCCCACGCGAAGAAAAUGUCUACAAGGCGAAACUCGCCGAGCAAGCCGAGCGCUACGAGGAGAUGGUCAAGUUCAUGGAAGCUGUCGUCUCCUCCGUCGUCGCUCCCGAUGAACUCACCGUCGAGGAGCGGAAUCUCCUCUCUGUCGCCUACAAGAAUGUGAUCGGCGCCCGCCGUGCAUCCUGGAGGAUCGUUUCCUCCAUCGAGCAGAAAGAGGAAGGACGUGGGAACUCCGACCAUGUUUCCAUCAUCCGCGAGUACAGAGCCAAGAUUGAGGCCGAGCUUUCGGAGAUUUGUGCCGGAAUUUUGAAGCUUCUCGAUGAGAAGCUCGUUCCGGCAACCGGAAGCGGCGAUUCUAAGGUCUUCUAUCUGAAGAUGAAGGGAGAUUACCAUAGGUACUUGGCUGAGUUCAGGACUGGCGAUUACAGGAAAGCUGCUGCGGAGAAUACGCUCUCUGCGUAUAAAUCUGCUCAGGACAUUGCAACUUCUGAGCUCGCCCCAACUCAUCCUAUUCGUUUAGGAUUGGCUCUGAACUUUUCCGUGUUCUACUACGAGAUCUUGAAUUCUCCUGAUCGUGCUUGCAGUCUUGCGAAACAGGCUUUUGAUGAAGCCAUCGCAGAGAUGGAUACUCUUGGAGAGGAUUCAUACAAGGACAGCACUUUGAUAAUGCAACUUCUUCGUGAUAACCUCACUUUGUGGACCUCAGACAUGCAGGAGAAUGGAACAGACGAAACCAAAGAAGCGUCUAAACCCGAGGAUGAAAAGCAACAGUGAAAUCUGUAAUCUUGGAGUUAGUAUCUUACUUCGCUGGUUGUUUUUGUAUGGAGAAGUUGAUUGGUCCAUCUGUCCCUCAAGUUUACUUGCCUCUUAUAAAACCUUUGAAAAUACUGCUGAAAAUUCAUUGGCAUUUCACUACUAAUUUGUCUUUAGUUGAA